AAGAAACCUUACAAGUUUUUAACUUCAAAGUUCUUUACUGCAAAAGCUUUUUUACCCAGAGGGGAAAAAACAAUUCAUUACAAAACUUUGCUGUCAUAACUCACUUUUACAUGCAAAUGCCUGCACGUCUUACCUUGGCCUUUAAGGGGUUUUACUGUAUUUGGUCAAACUCAAGGACACGCCAUAAACACACACCUGGCAUAAGUAUGAGGAAAUACAAUAGUAUGAGAAAUAAAUGAUUAUUUGACUGUGCAAAUCACAGCCUAUAUAUUGGGGCAUCACUUGAGGGACUUUACCAUUUUACACUGACUUACACGGAGAGCUUUACUACUUCCAGAAUGAAAGCUGUUCUCUUUCUUGUUUUCGGCCUUUUGGCCGUGGCAAAUGGCAAAAUUUUCACCCGAUGUGAUUUGGCACGGAAGCUCAAGGCUUCAGGAAUGGAUGGAUAUAAAGGGUACAGUCUGGCAAACUGGGUCUGUUUGGCUAAAUUUGAGUCAGACUACAACACCGCAACCAUCAACCGAAACUCUGAUGGAUCAAAGGAUUAUGGAAUUUUCCAGAUCAACAGUCGCUGGUGGUGCAAUAAUCAUCAGACACCUACAUCAAAUGGUUGUGGUAUCGAUUGUAGUGCACUGCUAACUGACAACAUUGACGUAGCCAUCCAGUGCGCCAAGCGUGUGGUCAGAGAUCCCAAUGGCAUAUCAGCUUGGGUGGCCUGGAGGAAUAAUUGCAAGGGUAAAGACCUGAGCUCGUAUGUUGCGGGCUGUGGGGUCUGAAGCACACUUCCUGUAGUGUACUGAGAAGACUACCACCAGAAAGCUGUUUGCUGUCUGAUCAUACAAUUAACUAAGUGAUUCGGAGGUGAAUUGAUCCAUCCAGUGAGGAGAGUCAUAAUUUUACAAUCUUGUCUAAAGCAGAAUAGAGAAAGAAAAAUAUGAUUAAAACAAGAACCAUGUGUCAGAUUGUCAUGCCUUAUUACCAACUGCUGAUUUUGUUCUAGCUGUUCCUUAUUCUCUGUUCUGACAAUAGGCACUGUGUUCUUGUUUGUUUUUUCCUUUGUGCCAAUCAGUGUCCUCCCUCCCAUAUUGAAAAAUCCACCCAUUCAGAAAUAAAGUUCCUAUU
Molecule: messenger RNA, 1122 nt
Organism: Brienomyrus brachyistius
Lineage: Eukaryota; Metazoa; Chordata; Actinopteri; Osteoglossiformes; Mormyridae
Product: lysozyme C-like
Exons: 4
Coding region: 339-776 (145 amino acids)
Molecular function (GO): lysozyme activity
Source: RefSeq, a predicted model, not a curated record